CCUGCCUUCCUUCGCGUCCUUCUCCUUCCCUCCUUCCUUCCUCCCGGGGCGGGGUCUGCCUCGCCCUGCCCCCUUUGAUGCCCCCGGGGUCUCGGGGGGGAGGUGGGGGAGGAUCCCUCCAAUCCGAGGGGCAGCUGGGCUCCUUCUUAUCUGGGCUCAGGGCCCCAGCCUCCUCGCUGCCACUCGCCCCGCUGCUCCGGGGCCGCCAGCCGAGGAGAAGAGCAGGAAGGCGAGCAGAAGAGGAGCCGGGUCCGGAGGCGACGGCGGGGCCCUCCCCUCUCCCCUCCCCUCCCCCUCCGGAGCCCUGGGUCUCAGGGGCCCGAUCCCUCCCCCGGGGCCAGAUCCUGCCAUGUUCCUCGCCGGAGGGGGCUCCUCUUCCUCGGCGGGCGCUGCCUCCUCCAAGCGCUGCUUCAGCAUCGAGUCCCUGGUGGGCAAGGAGAGCCCCGAGGGCCAGUCCAGCCUCCGCAGCCCCCCGGCCCUGGCCUGCUUCCCCCCGGGAGGCCCCGAGGCCCCCUUCGGAGCCCCGCCGCCGGCCUUCCCCGGAGCAGCAGCAGCAGCAUCAGGAGCAGGGAGAGGCCCGCCGCUCUAUGGGGCCGCCGAGCUCCUCUUCCCCGACGGAGGCCCCCUCCCGGCCCCGCCGCCCCCCGGAGCCCACCUCCAGGGCCCCCACCACCAGCACCACCCCCACCCCUUCUUCGCAGCCCCCCACCAGCCCCGGGCAGACCCCCUCGGCUUCUACCCCUGGGUCCUAAGGAACCGCUUCUUCUCCCACCGAUUCCAAG
This is a messenger RNA of Sceloporus undulatus (fence lizard), 782 nucleotides long. Its product is annotated as homeobox protein EMX1-like. The record is from RefSeq and is a predicted model, not a curated record. The annotation marks the transcript as partial. Lineage: Eukaryota; Metazoa; Chordata; Lepidosauria; Squamata; Phrynosomatidae. The transcript has a single exon.